Messenger RNA from Purpureocillium lilacinum, 2406 nucleotides. RefSeq lists its product as uncharacterized. The record is from RefSeq and is a predicted model, not a curated record. Lineage: Eukaryota; Fungi; Ascomycota; Sordariomycetes; Hypocreales; Ophiocordycipitaceae.
AUGGCCAUGUAUCAAGUUGCUCAGUACUGGAAUGAGUGCAUGCAGAUCGCAGACGAAGAGCAAGACUAUGCGAGUUUUAAGAUUGACGCAUUGCAGGACAGUCUCCAUCGCCACCAAUCGAAGCUUUCUGAAACUCGAUCGCGACUCGAAGAGAAGAAGGGCGAACUGCGACACAUGGAGACUUGUUACCAGCAACUCCAGGAAGAGAGCGGCAGAACGGCGGAAUGCAACAAGCAACUUGAAAGAGAGAUUGAGUCGCUGCAGGCUCACAUUCUUGAAUCAAAGGGCCGAGUGACCGAGUUUGAGAAUAAGACACGGCGAUACCGAGACAAGAUCAAUGAAGCAAUCACCGAGCAACAAAAUCUCUGGCAUCGAUCAAAGGGCUUUCACGCAACGUCAAUGGCGGAGAUUGAGAAGGAUCAUCAGCAUCGUAUGGCAGAGUCGAAGAAGAUCGAAGAGGCUCUUGGGGUCAGCCGCCAGAAGCGCGAUGAAAUGAAAAGGUGCUUGGGAGAGCUCAGAAACAACAUGGAUCAGGAACUUCAGACGAAGGACAAGGCCAUUUCCGACUUACAAUGCAAGUUGAUGGAGCAAGAGAAGAGACUUCGAUCUGAGAACGACCUCGCGGCGGCGGUCAGUCGGCAGCUGGAAGCUCAGAAAAGCACUGAGAAAACCAUUGCCGCUCUGGAAAGCAAAGUCGAUUCUGUUCUAGCGAACUCGCGCAAAGCAAGGGGCGAACUUGACAACGAUGUGUCUUAUAUGGGAGAGGCUUAUAAGAAAAUUGAAGCAUUGGUCCAGCGUCUGGAGGCUUGUGAGGUAAACAGUUUGCCUGCAGCGAUUAAGCAGACGGCACGGAGGAUGGAGAAGAAGGUCGAAGCUCAUGUAAAUGGGGCUCUACAUGCGGCAUCCGAGGCGCAUGACGCCGCAAUGGCAACUCUCCAUGGGACGGCCAGUGGCUUACAAAUGGAACUCAAUAACAUCAGCCAAGAGAUGAGUCGGCGAAACAAAGCAUUCGAGGAUGCUCAAGUCGGUAGCAACGAUGCUCAAGAACGACUCCACAAGCGGCUCGACGCCUCUCAGAGCGAUCUUGCCGCCAUGCGCCAACAAGUAGAGGGUCUCGUGAAUGAAUGGGCGCAGCAAUCGCAGGCCAAUAUCAGCCCUUCUGAAACCGAAAUUGACCUGAAGAAGAAGUUCGAUGAGCGCGGUGACACGAUCUGUUUCCUGGAACAGAAACUCCAAUCCCUCGCGGAGGCCACAUCGUUGAAGAUGACAGCUCUGGCAGAAAAGGCCCUCAAUAAUGGGCAGAACGCGCAAACUGAAUUGCGGAACGUGAUCUCGGCUUUUAAACGAUCUCUAGAGCAAGGUUUCAAGGUCGCCCAGGACGGGUCGGAGAAAAGUCUCCGCCACACUCAAACCGCCAUGGCAGCUCUGGGUGGUCAACUGCGUGCUGUCAGUGACCAGCUAGAGGCCAGAUUCUGUGCAUCGGAUGACGGCGAUACCAGUGGCACUUCGCAGCCAGCGGUACAGGAGCUCACACACCGACUUCAGGAAAGGAUUCGCGAUCUUGAAAGUCAAGUCAGAGCGACCGCCUCGUUGCGCGAGCGGUGGCAGCAUGACAUUCGGACAGUCGAUUCACUGAAAACUCAACUGAGAAGUAUCGAGGACCGGGUCCCUCAAGUGCAGGACGUGGGCAGCACCGUGGAACGAAUCGCUGAAGUGAAUCGACUACUCCAUUCCACAGCACAAUACUUGGCUGGGGAGAGACUCUGGGUUCAGAAGCACCGCGACCAUAUUUCAGCACAGAGCAAAGCCGGGAUGGUGCCCCAAGAGGUUGAGCAGCCGAAUCAAUUGGCAGCCGAUUCUGGGGAAAGCUCCUUGAUUCCCCAUAUCAAAACCAGUCUUGUCUUGGGCGAUGUGCCCUGUCUCGAGGUCCCUCUCGUUCGCGACGUCACGGUAGAAAACAGCGGCACCAAAGCUGUCCAUCCUCUGGCCCCCUCCAUUGAGCAGGAGCAGGUACGGCGGCGGGAAGGGGCCAAACCACGGCCCAUCUUGAAGGUGUCGUCGUCACAGGAGGCAGAUGAAAUUGACGCACAUCGGAACGCGGAAAUUGCGUGCAGGACGGACGGGCGCGUCAGCUUCGGAGACACGAGUUCCCUAUCCAUGGCCACCGAGAAGAUGGUUCGAGACAUCCGCAACGGGCUGCUUUCGGCUGAGUCCGUCGACUCCGUUUCCUCUCUCCCGACCAUCGCCACUUUCGAAAGGGAGAACCCGAUGCUCGACAAACGCUGGAUCACAAAGGCUGGCAGUAAGCGUCACAGGAAGGAACCAGACGAGAUGCCAGAGUUGAUGAAGAGAGUGAGGAUCGUGUCGGACUUGUCCUUCACUGAUAUUGACGCCUCUCAUGGCUGA